UGGGCGUGCUUGGGUGGCCUCCUGGGUAGGGAGCAUAGAGCAGGAGGUCAAGCAGUGGAAGCAGCUCUCCGAAAUGACCCGCUGCUCUGGGAUCUCUGCCUGGGGCCUCUCCUCAUCCUCUGCCUCCGGGACAAGCUCAGCUGGGCAGCCUCUGUCCGUCCUCAUGGCCCGAUGGAGCUGACCACAGACCUUGUGACCGUGUGACUUGGUGGGGAACCGAUGCUGCUCUCUCCUGGAAGCUCAGCUUCUGAGAUGGGGUUUUUUCUCAAUAGGUAAAAAGGCAACUUCCGGUUCCCAUCCAGCUCCUCCUCCUGUAGGGUGUGGACUCUGAUUAAAUACACAUGCCUGCACCUGGGGUUCACCUGAGUCUCUGGGGCAUCGUGGGCCGACGAUGCCUUAUGCACCCGUCAGCUGAGUUAGAGGGAGAUUUCUCAGCUCCUCCUGGGAUCUUCUUGGGCUUAUUUGCUUAAACCAGAGGCUGGCAAAUUAUGGCUGAGGGACCACAUCUGGCCUUCCACCUAUUUUUUGUGUGGCCCACAAGCUAAGAAGGAUUUUUAAGUUUUUAAAUGAUUGGGAGGGAAAAACCCACAAAAGAAUAAUAUUUCACGACAUGUGAAAAUUAUAUGAAAUUCAGAUUUCAGUGUUCAUAAAUUGGCACUCAGCCUAAUCCACCCAUUUAUGUACCAUCUGUGUCGGCUUUUGUACCAUGGCCACAGAGAUGAGUGCUGGCCACGGAGACCCUCUGGCCUGCAAAACCUAAGAUGUCUACUGCCUGACCCUUCACAGAAAAAGUGUGCCGACCUCCCGCUUACAUGGUCCAGACUGAGGGGGACUUCCUGCUCGGGCCGGAGCCUCAGAGAAACGAAAUGAUGUCCCGUGAGGUCUCGGAGCCCUGGGCCGUCAUCCACAACCUGAGGGUGUGGUCUCACCAUCACUGAGGCCUCUCCAGCCAAGCUUUCCACGGGACAAGGAAACCCCAGCAGCCUCCUUCUGCGGCAGGGGCUCACCCACUGCUCCCUUCCAGUAUUGGGGUCCUGGAGGAACUGGGCCAUGAGGCCACAUCCUAUGUGGUCUGUAACACCAAAGAGCACAAAAGCAAUCCCUUAAUCACUGAAAAGAAAACAGAUUUUAAUGCCUUGCAUGUAAACAUUUUUACAAUUUUGCAUGUUUUAUAUUUGUAGAGUAAUUCACUGUUUAAAAGUGAGCACAAAACGUAUUUGUCGGAAGAUGGAUGAAUACAUUCAUCAAGGGGAUAUAGUCAACAAGGAAACCACUUUGUUUCGUAAAACUGUUUAAAGGGGAUUUUCUAUCUGCGAUUUCCUUAAUCAAUUUCUUGUAUAAACAGGGGGUGUGUUCACAUUUUUUUUCCUUUUCAGGAAAGGCAUUUUAUAGAAAGAAUUACAUUUAAAGAAGGAGAAGGGUGUGUAUCUUUUUGUUACAGUUCUACAAGAUUUCUUGAACGGGAAGCUUUCUCCCUCCGUGAGCAGUGUGACACUGGGCAUCCAGGGAUGGGAGAAUCACAAAGUCGCCUUUCUUUGGUGUACUCUCCAUGCACAGCUGCCCUCACUGAUGUUACCUUCAUGCAGAGUUGAUCACAGUACAUGACGGCGCCGGGAAGGGAGCCGGAAGGAAGUCUGGAGGGGCCUCCUCGGGAAGAGGGCGUUCUGGUGAAGAGAUGGCUUCAGACAUCCCCGGAUCAGUGGCAUUGCCCGUCGCCCCCAUGGCGGCCAGUGGCCAGGUGAGGAUGGCUGGGGCCAUGCCUGCCCGUGGAGGAAAGCGGCGUUCCGGAAUGGACUUUGAUGAUGAAGAUGGUGAGGGUCCCAGCAAAUUUUCGAGAGAGAAUCACAGUGAGAUCGAACGGCGCCGGCGGAACAAGAUGACACAGUACAUCACGGAGCUCUCCGAUAUGGUCCCCACGUGCAGUGCGCUGGCCCGAAAGCCGGACAAGCUCACCAUCCUCCGCAUGGCCGUGUCACACAUGAAGUCCAUGAGGGGCACAGGGAACAAGUCCACGGACGGCGCCUACAAGCCUUCCUUCCUAACGGAGCAGGAACUGAAGCACCUCAUCCUUGAAGCGGCCGAUGGAUUUCUGUUCGUCGUGGCGGCCGAGACGGGGCGAGUGAUUUAUGUGUCUGACUCUGUCACCCCCGUUCUGAACCAGCCACAGUCAGAGUGGUUUGGGAGCACCCUCUACGAACAGGUGCAUCCCGAUGACGUGGAGAAGCUGAGAGAGCAGCUGUGCACCUCGGAAAAUUCGAUGACAGGCCGGAUCUUGGACCUGAAGACGGGGACGGUCAAGAAGGAAGGGCAGCAGUCGUCCAUGAGGAUGUGCAUGGGCUCCCGGAGGUCCUUCAUCUGCAGGAUGAGGUGUGGAAAUGCUCCUUUGGAUCACCUUCCUCUAAACAGAAUAACCACCAUGAGGAAAAGGUUCAGGAAUGGCCUUGGCCCUGUCAAAGAGGGAGAAGCCCAGUACGCUGUGGUCCACUGCACGGGAUACAUCAAAGCUUGGCCUCCCGCAGGAAUGACCAUCCCUGAAGAAGACGCUGAUGUGGGACAGGGCAGUAAAUACUGCCUGGUGGCAAUCGGGAGGCUCCAGGUGACCAGCUCUCCCGUGUGCAUGGACAUGAGCGGGAUGUCAGUGCCCACGGAAUUCUUAUCCCGGCAUAACUCUGAUGGGAUCAUCACAUUUGUGGACCCAAGAUGCAUCAGUGUGAUUGGCUACCAACCCCAGGAUCUUCUAGGAAAAGACAUUUUGGAGUUCUGCCACUCGGAGGAUCAGAGCCAUCUACGCGAGAGCUUUCAGCAGGUGGUGAAGCUCAAAGGCCAAGUGCUGUCGGUCAUGUAUCGAUUCCGCACCAAGAACCGGGAGUGGAUGCUGAUCCGCACCAGCAGCUUCACCUUCCAGAACCCCUACUCUGACGAGAUCGAGUACAUCAUCUGCACCAACACCAACGUCAAGCAGCUUCAGCAACAGCAGGCAGAAUUGGAAGUGCACCAGAGAGAUGGGUUGUCAUCAUACGACUUAUCGCAGGUUCCUGUCCCCAACCUACCAGCCGGAGUCCACGAGGCCGGGAAGUCCGUGGAAAAGGCAGAUGCAAUCUUUUCCCAGGAGAGGGAUCCCCGGUUUGCUGAGAUGUUCGCGGGAAUCAGUGCGUCGGAGAAGAAGAUGAUGAGCUCAGCCUCGGCAGCAGGAACCCAGCAGAUCUACUCCCAAGGAAGCCCCUUCCCCCCGGGUCACUCGGGGAAGGCCUUCAGCUCUUCCGUGGUCCACGUGCCUGGAGUGAAUGACAUCCAGUCCUCCUCUUCAACCGGCCAGAACAUGUCCCAGAUCUCUCGACAGCUAAACCAGGGUCAGGUGGCAUGGACGGGGAGUCGGCCACCCUUUCCCGGACAGUCCAGCAAGACUCAGUCGUCUCCCUUUGGGAUUGGAACGAGCCACACCUACCCGGCAGACCCCUCCUCCUACAGUCCUCUCUCCAGCCCAGCUACCUCCUCGCCCAGCGGGAACGCCUACUCCGGUCUGGCCAACAGGACUCCAGGGUUCGCUGAGAGUGGACAGAGUAGCGGGCAGUUCCAGGGGCGGCCGUCGGAAGUCUGGUCGCAGUGGCAGAGCCAGCACCACGGGCAGCAGAGCGGCGAGCAGCACUCGCACCAGCAGCCUGGUCAGACCGAAGUGUUCCAGGACAUGCUGCCCAUGCCAGGAGACCCCACCCAGGGCACCGGGAACUACAACAUCGAAGACUUUGCCGACCUGGGCAUGUUCCCGCCCUUCUCCGAGUAGCUGCAGGCACAGCCAGGCCCCCGCCGGGCAGCGCCACCCGCGCGGUGACAUCGCCAACCACGGGCGCCGGGUCCCCCUCCCCCCGCCCGCCCGGCGCCAGGACCCCCCAGCAGAAGGCGCCUCGGCCCCCAUGUCCCCCUUGGUGCAGCGUCACUCAGCUCCCGCCCACGGCCAAGGCUGCCUGGCCCCUGACCAGGAGCCCCAGUAGACGUUGGGGGUCGGCCGUGUUUAUUGUAUUUUCUCUGCGUGCUUGGGAGCUGAGCCUGCUGGGUCCUUGAAGUCUGGUUGUGAAUAAUCUCGUGAUGGACGAUUUCACUGUAAAAAGUCUGCUUACAGCCCAGAGUGCCGAUCAGCACCAGGCCACCCAGGAGGCUGGAGUGAGUCCCUUCUGCCUCUACCGUCUGCAGAUGGGCGGGGUCAGGGGGUCAGGAGAGGCGGCAAGGUGCACAGCCCCUGUCCCCUGAGCUGGGGACCAGGAGCAUGGGGAUGCGGAGGUGGACGCUGCCCCCAGCCUCCAGCUUGGCCAGGUCCGGCUGUGCGCCCCCAAUGCCGUGGCCUGUGUGUGCUCUGUGCCGUGUGACUGCAUCCCCGUCCUGAUGGAGGUGUCAUGCCCACGUCUGUCAUGUGCAGCCUGAGUGAGUGUCUAGGAUCUGGGGUGCUAAGGAACGAGGCCCCAGAUGUGCAGCCCCCGCCCUAAGCUCGCAGCUCCCUGCCUGGGGGGAGCUUGGCCCCCGUCUGGACGCCCUGCUGACAGGUCGGAGGGAGCAGUGGGCACACCCCAGUGUCCCCAAGAGUCAUGGCUGGGAACCUGCUCACUUUAAUGGGUCAGUUCUGUGAUCCAGGCCCCUCGGUGUGGAUUGAGGUGUCCUCCUCUGAGAGAAACCAGCCCCCCUCCUACGGGAGACCCCAGGAGACCACUCGCCCCUCUCUCACUGGGUCUGAGGAACAGCUCUUCCUGGUUGUUGCCCAUCCUUGCUCCAUCGUCCCCACCCAGUGCCUGAGGGAGGCCACCCUGAGGUCACAGAGCCCUUCUGUAGAGGGGGGUGGGCAGGACGCCCAGCCUCCUGACUUCUGUGCCCUGCAGACUCGCUCCCUAGGACCAGCCUGGGGGGGGUGCACCUGCUUAGUGGCCCAGGGGAUGGUGUGGGCGUGAAUCCACCGCAGAGCCGGGACGUGAAACCUGUCCCUAAGGCCAGUCGGGCCUGCCUUCUUCAGCUGACCAGGAGCAAGGGCGACCCAGGAGGGGCAGAGUGCAGGCGUGUGGGCAGAAGACAUGGUUCCAGGUCUGGUUCUGGUUCUGAUUCUGUCACGCACUCACCAGGGCCUUGAAUUCCUCAGGCAGUCUCAAGACAGGAGUAAGAGCUGACUUCUAGAAACUUCCGCCCAGCUGACCUGUGAGUCCGUGGCCCCUGGCUCGAGGUGUUUCCCUCCGAUUUGAGGAGAUUAGUUCAAGAAUCCGUCCCCUGUCGUUCCUUAGCUUUGCCCCUCCACUCGCCCACUAAGCAGGGCUCACUCAGCCUCUCUGUUCCCUCUUUUCCUGACAGUCCCACCAGCUCGUGACUCCCAUGGGGAGAUGAGCUACGCGGGGCUCCUCGGGGCAGGAGGAGCCCACCCCCAGGAAGGCCCUGUGUUCCUCCCAGAGCCCCUUCUGGCAGGCAUCCUCAGCCCCUGUCUCAGAGCCCCCAUGGAUCCCUCCCCUUGGGCCUGGGCAGUGGAGCUGGUCCCGGACUGCCCAGUGCAGAGCGAGCCGCACAGGUAGGACGUAGCCAGGGCACGUUGCUCUGACCCUCUAGAAGCUCUGCACCAACGCCAGCCCUGUCUGUCUGACUCCUUGUGCCCAGUCGUGUGCAGGAUGCUCCCCCUGUAAAAAUCCAGCGUUGUUGGGCAGCAUACCGAUGCCGUUCCUAGACUGUAAACUAACCCUGGUGUCCGUUUGCAGGGCGACUUCAAUCCUUUUGUGGACAGUGGAGGUUGGGUCUUGGGUUUACAUACACGUGCCAUCCUUUUUCCCUCAGGAGCCUUUGUGCUUCCAGGGAAAAGGCUGGUGGUGGAGACCCCCACAGCCCACAGUUCAGACCCAGAAGGGGCUCCCCGGCCGGCCCUGCCCCUGGGGCCACCUCUGCCUCUGCAGCCUCGAGCUUGCCCCAGGCAGUGGACAUAAUUAUUUCCAAGAAUAGGGCAAAAACAGCUUUCGGAUCAAAGAAUGGUUUCUCGGGUAAGUGAAAACAGGCUUUCCGUGGCCUUUAGCCUGUGAGUGUGGAAGUUCUGGGGGUUUUAUGUUCGUUUUCUCCUUUUGUUUUUUGGAAAGAACUUGGUGAUUUUCUUAGGUACGUGCGCUAGGUAGACAUGCUGGCUGUGGGCCUCCCACAUAUCGGGUCUGUGCUGGGCCAGGAGGACGCGCAGAGGAACAGAAGAGCCUUGCUCCCAACGACCUUUCAGUUACUUCCCUCACGUAAACAAAGGUUGGGGUGAGGACAGCUCAGUUCUUAGCCCUGGAAGACGAGGAUUUUUGGGGGGCUGGAAGCGCACAUCACCUCCUGGGGCGCAUCAUCACUAGACAGGCCGGGCCUCGUCCCUUCCAGCGUUGGCCCAGGAGCACCAGCAGGGACUCUGAUUCGAAUCUGACGGGCUCACUAGCGUUCCCUCUUUUCUGUCCCCCUCUCAGAACCCGUCACGUGGCCAAUAAGAAAACAGGCUGGGAGGAUCCCACACCGAAGGGAUUCUCUUCCCAAAGAAUUUUGAGACCACCUGGAGUAAGAAUGAAAGCCCUAGAGGAUCUAUUUAUCCCAGGUUGGAAGAGGACCCCCCCAUGCCAGUCCCGCCCAGCCAGCAGGCCGGAGAGCCCUGGGCCCUGUUGCAGCCUGUCCUUCAGCCCGUGCCCCAGCCUGGACUCCUCUCCUACUAGAGGUGGAGUGGGAGCUGGAUUGGGAAGGGGAGAGGCCCGUAGGAGUGGGUUUGGCUCUGGGCUCACAUACUCAUCCCGCCUCAUCGCAUCCGCUAGAGUUUAGCUGGCUCUCCUCAAACUGAGCAAGCAGAGGGCUUCCCACGCUGUGGCUGCCUGAGCCACUGGCGAGGACAGAAACACAGCCACGUUGAGGCUCAGCUAGGACUUGGUUAGUGACCAUGAUAGUGGCGAAGAAGGUUCUAGAACAUUCACCCUAUAUGGUGCUUCCCACUAGUCUUGCGUUUAGCUUUGGGUGGGGAGUGACAGAGCCAUCCAAACAGCCACAUUCUUCUCCGCUUUCCAACACAUCAAAUUCAACCCUUUUGCUGUGUCGUGGAUACCUGUUGCAAAUAAUGGGAGGAUUCUAAUAGUUGAUGGCACUUCCGUCGGGGAGCUUAAACCUUCCAUGCUGAUCAAGGGGCCGUGUGUUCCCCAGACGGGCCACACUUGACAGUGUCAGCGUUCCUUCUGGUCUUAGCGCGGAGAUGAGGCAGGCCCGGGGAAGUGACUGAUGGUCCCGUUCCCCCACGUUGGCACCCAGGGCUGCAGAUGAGCUCUGCUGGGCCGUGAGCACUCACCCACCUGCUCCUUGACAGAUAUGACCCAUCACACAAGCGGAACCAAGCAGAUGACCUGACAGCGCUAGCCAGUAACAAGUCAGCAUAGACAUGUUGUUUGUUUUACCAGAAAAUAUGGGCCAGUUGUUAGGUCACUGUGGCCUGACUUGCUAGGGUCCACCCCCCUGCCUUCCCCACCAGAUCCUCGUCUUGUGUGCUCAGGGGCCACCUCGUGUCCGCACUUUCCCAAUGGCCUGGGGUCUGGGAAACAUGAAGGGGCCCCCGCCAGGGAGCAGGCUAGUUCUCAUAGGUGGGUGCACCUGGGUCUCAGGCCAAAGCUGGUUUCGUGGUCGAGCACUGGCCACAGCCUGCGGGGCACUGGCCAUGGACGUGCAGACGAAGGUCUUGUGGGCUAUGUUGGGCCAGGGCGGCUUGCUUCCUGCCACCAUCUCGUUCUCCUUCAGAAACGAGAGAUUUCACAGAGCGGCUUCCGGGGACCGUUGGAGUGCUUCAUCCUUUCUCUCCUAACUUUUCUCCUCAUGGAUGUGCACUGUGCUGUGGGUAAAUCACCAUUUGUGUUUGAAUGUCGUUGAUGACUAACGGUGAUUAAGUCGGUUGUGUACAUGUGUAACUAAUGUAACUGCCUUUUAAAAUUUCAUGACAAUAAAGCUGACUUUGCUCUGAACGAUGA
This is a messenger RNA of Equus caballus (horse), 7973 nucleotides long. RefSeq names its product aryl hydrocarbon receptor nuclear translocator 2 (gene ARNT2). The record is from RefSeq and is a predicted model, not a curated record. Gene Ontology annotation, cellular component: transcription regulator complex; cytoplasm; aryl hydrocarbon receptor complex. Gene Ontology annotation, biological process: regulation of transcription by RNA polymerase II. Gene Ontology annotation, molecular function: RNA polymerase II cis-regulatory region sequence-specific DNA binding; DNA-binding transcription factor activity, RNA polymerase II-specific; protein dimerization activity. NCBI's taxonomy places the organism in Eukaryota, Metazoa, Chordata, Mammalia, Perissodactyla, Equidae.